GUGCUCUCUGAAUGCUCUGUGAUAAACUCGUCCGCUCGAAAGCAACUUCAUAUUCUUCUCUUGCGUUUCCCGUCUUGACGACAAGCCAAAGAUGGAUGGGAUCAACAGAUCGUCCCCAGGUUAUCGCCUGUUUAGAACACGAGCAUAUCCGGCCCCCGGCCCCCAACCCCGUUCAUUCAACCUUGCAGUGAAGACUCUCGAAGCCCAAAGGUUCGUGCCGUCAGCUUUUGCGCAAAGGCAUUUCAAGGUCCCCGGUAUUCAUAUCCAGCCCAGCCUCAGAUCUAUAUCUCACGCUGUAGUCUGUAGGGAGGUUGCACUGGCGAGAUCGUCCACACUGAACAAAGGGGGUCCUGACCGUCCCCUACGGAGCGCUCUUCUUCUUUUGACUGGGAAAAGAUUUCGAUUCGAUCGGCGCCCCGGAAUAGCGUCGAGUCCACUUGUCCCGGGGAGCACUCCAAAAUGGCGGAUUGGAUCUUUGCGAGACGACCACCAACGAGGUAACACUAAACAAGAAUAUCAACCCCGACAAUACUCCAACAGCAGCAAUACCAACACCAAACACUGACAGGGAAAUCGGGGACCUUAGAAUCCCAUGUCAAGCUUCCAACGCCCUCCAUCCCACCCUGAAGAACAAGCUGGGAAACUGUAUUGGAAAGCAGGCACACACUGCAAGAGUUGGGAAAUCCGGAAUUCUGAUCUCGAUCAUGGAUGGGGAAUGAGGAUGGGGGAUGGGGAGAUGCAUAGAGAUGCCAUUACAGGCC
This is a messenger RNA of Colletotrichum phormii, 761 nucleotides long. RefSeq lists its product as uncharacterized. The record is from RefSeq and is a predicted model, not a curated record. The transcript has a single exon. Lineage: Eukaryota; Fungi; Ascomycota; Sordariomycetes; Glomerellales; Glomerellaceae. Bases 92 to 565 code for a protein of 157 amino acids.